This is a messenger RNA of Drosophila erecta, 1267 nucleotides long. Its product is annotated as estradiol 17-beta-dehydrogenase 11. Gene Ontology annotation, cellular component: lipid droplet. Gene Ontology annotation, molecular function: oxidoreductase activity, acting on the CH-OH group of donors, NAD or NADP as acceptor. Bases 39 to 1202 code for a protein of 387 amino acids. The record is from RefSeq and is a predicted model, not a curated record. NCBI's taxonomy places the organism in Eukaryota, Metazoa, Arthropoda, Insecta, Diptera, Drosophilidae. The transcript is spliced from 5 exons.
AGCUGGGGAGCCGAGGGUUCAUAGGUGAGCUCGAAUAUAUGGUAAAUGGGCGCCUGCCACACGCUCGCAUUCAUUUGGGCACUGCGCUAAAAGUCGCGGCUAAUUGCCGAACCCCGCGAACCGGGUCAUGUGGACACACUCGAAUUGCAAUCUCGACGGUGAGCCAGUUUUGCCGAUCGAUUCAAUGCGUUUUCGCCAUUCUCUCGGCGCGGUUGUGGCUCAAAGCAGGCGGAAAAAUGUCGGAAGCAGUGCGAAACACUCUGGUAAAACUGCAGGCCUUCAUCGGACUGAUCGGCUUCGCGGCCUUAACGCCACUACUCAUUUUGGUAGCAGUUCUCAGUCGACUGAUCGCCAAACUCUGCUGCUGCUCGGCGCCGAAGAGCAUCGAGGGAGAAGUGGCCGUGGUCACUGGAGCUGGUCAUGGACUGGGCCGUGCCAUAGCCUUGGAACUGGCCAGGAAAGGCUGUCACAUCGCCGUGGUGGACAUCAAUGUCUCCGGAGCGGAGAACACUGUAAAGCAAAUCCAAGAUAUCUAUAGGGUACGCGCAAAGGCAUACAAGGCCAAUGUCACCAGUCACGGCGAACUAGUGGAGCUGAACACCAAAGUGGUUGAGGAUCUGGGCCCAGUUACUGUCCUGGUCAAUAAUGCAGGUGUCAUGCUGCAUCGCAACAUGAUAGAUCCGGACCCAGUCGAUGUGCAGCUAAUGAUCGAUGUCAACCUCACGUCGCACUUCUGGACAAAAUUGGUUUUCCUACCCACCAUGAAGGCUUUGCGCAGAGGUUUCAUAGUCACCAUCAGUUCAUUGGCAGGUGUCUUCCCAUUGCCCUACAGCACGAGUUACACUACCACCAAGGCUGGCACCUUGGCUCACAUGAGGGCCCUGCGCAUGGAGAUGGCCCUGGAGAACCAGAAGGACAUCCAUGUGACCACCGUGCUGCCCACCUUUCUGCGCACCAACAGCGAUGUUACGCAGCUGACGGAUACCAUGGGCGUCGCCGAACUGUAUCCUCUGGUCAGCGGAGAGGAGGCGGCCCACCGAAUAGUGGCCGGAAUGCUGAGGGGUGAAGCCGAGAUCACCUUGCCGGGACUGGCGUCCCUCCUCUAUCGACUGAUUCAAAUCUUUCCGGCUGACUGGCAGGAUCGAUUGAUUCUGCUGCUCAGCAGCAGCAGAUUUAAGAAGCUCCGAGAUGAGCGCUCCUGAGAAGGAAUCGGCGGGUGGAGGUUUCGGCGGGUGAAUAAAUGUAUAGUCCGGUUACGGAAAAAUAA